GGUUCCGUUCGUUCAGUCGUUCGCACGAACUUGCUCUGAACGUUGCGAGACGAAAACACAAAGCCAGCAAUUUUAGAAUGGUGCAGGUGUGGUUUAUGGACAGCGAGGACAGCGAUCAGCGGCUGGAGCACAAGCGGAAUCCACCCAUCUACCUGGAUCUGGCAACACUGUACAAGAAAACCGGCGUGGAGUACUUUCGGAUCAAUGCCGACGACCAUGAGAACGAUGAGCUGCUGAAAGAACUGCGCAGCAAGCGUGGCUACACCUACGAGGAUCAGAUCACCUGCUCCGAGCAGUGCCUGCCGGAUUAUCUGAACAAGCUGAAGGCCUUCUACACGGAACACUUGCACACGGAUGAGGAAAUUCGCUUGGUUCUCGAUGGUUCCGGUUAUUUCGAUGUGCGCGACGGCGAGGACAACUGGCUGCGCAUUGAGGUGGUUAAGGGGGAUAUGAUUAUUAUACCGGCGGGCAUUUACCAUCGUUUCACACUGGACAGCAAGAACUACAUAAAAGCGCGUCGUUAUUUUAUUGGCGAACCCGUUUGGGCUCCACACAAUCGGCCGGCGGACAACAUGGACUGCCGCAAGGCUUAUUUGCAGCAUUUGGUGCAAUUGGGCAAAGCCUAAUGUUGCCAUGCAUAUAAAUACCUUUGUUAUAGCCUUUGAGUAAGCAAUUAAAUACAUUUUUAUUAUUUGUAAAAAGAUCGACGGGUGAACCAGUUCUUGAGGAACGAACUGGCUCACUAAAUUGAACUACUUCGCAGAGUGACAUU
This is a messenger RNA of Drosophila novamexicana, 772 nucleotides long. RefSeq names its product 1,2-dihydroxy-3-keto-5-methylthiopentene dioxygenase (gene Adi1). Gene Ontology annotation, molecular function: acireductone dioxygenase [iron(II)-requiring] activity. The record is from RefSeq and is a predicted model, not a curated record. The transcript has 5 exons. Bases 78 to 626 code for a protein of 182 amino acids. Lineage: Eukaryota; Metazoa; Arthropoda; Insecta; Diptera; Drosophilidae.